AUGUCUUCUUCCGCCUCUCUUGAACUAGGGCAAUUUAAAGGAAAUAUCGACUCUUUCCAGCUGCCUUGGGUAGAAAAAUAUCGGCCACGCGUCUUAGGCGAGAUUGUUGGCAACGAGGCAACGAUUGAUCGGCUUAAAGUCAUUGCGAGCACAGGGAACAUGCCAAACCUGCUAUUAUCAGGGGCUCCAGGGAUCGGUAAGACGACUAGUAUUGUGUCUCUUGGGAAUAUGUUGUUGGGAGAUAAGGCAAAAGAAGCCAUACUGGAAUUGAACGCGUCUGAUGAUCGAGGAAUUGAAGUAGUCCGAAACAGAAUCAAGGCAUUCGCUAAAAUGAAAUUAACGCUUCCACCUGGUCAAACAAAGAUAGUUGUGCUUGAUGAAGCUGAUAGUAUGACAGCAUCAGCGCAACAAGCUCUUCGUCGUAUCAUGGAAAUGUACUCGAAUAUAACGAGAUUUGCGCUCGCGUGUAAUCAACCGAACAAAAUUAUCGAACCGAUUCAGAGCAGAUGCGUUAUUCUGCGGUUCAGCAGAUUGUCUAAUGAGCAAGUUCUAAAACGAUUAUUGGAAAUAUGUGAAAUAGAAAAUGUAAAAUAUAACGACGAAGGACUAAACUCAAUAAUGUACACUGCGGACGGAGACAUGCGUCAAGCGAUCAACAACCUACAAUCGACCUGGUCCGCCUUCAACUACGUAAACUCGGAAAACGUAUUCAAAGUGUGCGACACGCCACACCCGCACAUUGUGUCCCAAGUCAUCGAGUAUAGUCUCGUCGGUAAUAUCGAUGAAUCGUUGAAAUAUCUGACACAACUUUGGGACUUUGGGUAUAGUGCUGUGGAUAUCGUCACGACUUUUUUCAGGGUCACGAAAACUUUUCCGGGGAUUCCAGAGGAUUUAAAGUUGCAGAUGAUUUAUGAAAUCGGACAUACUCAUAUGAUGAUUCUCGAAGGAGUCCAAUCUUUGCUGCAGUUGGCUGGACUUGUCGCGAGACUAUGUAAAUUAUCACCACAAUACCAGUCACCUCAAGCUCAAGCCAAACCUCGAAUAGUGGAAUGA
Messenger RNA from Ambispora gerdemannii, 1053 nucleotides. NCBI's taxonomy places the organism in Eukaryota, Fungi, Glomeromycota, Glomeromycetes, Archaeosporales, Ambisporaceae. The record is from the annotation of a GenBank genome assembly.